GUAAUUUUACUGUUGAAGCCCAAGCCUACUUCAAGCUCACUCUCAUUCUCCCCCCUUCCUCUCCACAAUCAAUCGUGGACCUCAGUACCUCACCGAUUGCUCCGCCUCGUCAGUCCUCACCAGAGAAGAUUCGAGUGCUUCCCCGUUGGUUUGCUUUCUCAAUUUGACGCCGAUCGGAUUCUCUCCUCCUCAAUUCGAUUCCUCCGGUUUAGCGAAUUGACACCGAUUGCUAUGGCUUUUCAGUUCUUCCACGAUCGAUCUCUGUCCUAGCCUUCUCUUGCUGUCGCUUCGUCCUACUGAGCUGCCGCCACUCUUCAGUUCGUCGGCUAUUGGUACUCUCCUAAGCUUCUCUUGCCACCAUUACGUCGUUGCUCGUCGCAACUUGAGCUCCAAAUCAGGUGCGACUCCUCUCUCUUGAGAAGCCAAAACCCCUAAAAAAUUUUUGCUCGACGGUUGAGCAGAAACUAGGCAGAACAAGAUGUCGUCAGUUGAUGAAUAUGAGGUGUUCCUAAGCUUCAGAGGGCCGGAUACCCGGCAGGGUCUCACCGAUGUUCUCUAUGACUAUAUGGACACGGCCGGAAUUCGUGUUUUCAGGGACGACGACGAGCUCGCCCCCGGAGAUAAGAUCACCAACAUCCUGCCAGCUAUUAAGAACUCUGAGCUAUGUAUCCCGAUUUUCUCCAAAACCUUUGCUGACAGCUCGUGGUGCCUUCGUGAAGUUGAAAGGAUGGUGGAACUUAAGAAAGAGAUCGUGCCCAUCUUCUACCAAGUAUCACCGAAUGAUGUUAAGCUAAACACAGAAUUGUUCCAGAAGCAACUGAAGGGGCAUGAGAAGAAGUACGAGAAAGGACAAGUGGAAAAGUGGGAGGAAGCUCUCAGAUCAAUCGCUAAAAUCAAGGGGCGAGAAGUGAUGACUACCGGCUACACGAAGUUUUGCAAGGUGUUUGUUGAAGAGGUUAUGAUUAAGCUGAAACCGAGAAAAAGAUAUGAUAUUGCUCCUUUGGUGGGAAUAGAUGGUCAAUUAGACUCUGCAAUGAAAUUGUUGGACAUUCAAUCAAAUGAUGAUGUGCGGUAUAUUGGAAUCCAUGGAAUGGGUGGCAUUGGCAAGACAACUCUUGCUAAGUUCGUUUUCAACAAAAUAUCAGCUCGUUUUGAUUGUAGUACCUUCCUUGAGAAUGUGCGAGAGAUUGCAGCGCAUCAUGGUAUUGAAUAUCUGCAAGAAACGCUUCUAAAUGGUCUUGACCCCAAGUUGACAAGACAAUUAGAUUUACAUGAGAAGAUCAAAAAGAGCUUUUGUAAAAGGAAAGUCCUUAUUUUUCUUGAUGAUGUUGAUGGUUGGGAACAAAUCGAGAAGCUUGCAGGAAAGUCCACAUGGUUUGGUUCAGGAAGCAGGAUAAUUGUGACAACUAGGGACAAAGACGUGCUGGUGAUUGGAGAAGAAAAACUAAACGAAGACGAUGUUUGGCAUUUGGAGAUGGGGACACUAAAUCCUGAUGAUGCAUUGCGGCUUUUCAGUAUAUACGCGUUUCAGAAAGAAUCUCCUCCUCCUGCUUUUAGAGAACUUUCUGAAGAAGCUGUUUCUGUAACUGGCGGACUUCCUCUGGCUCUUAUGGUAAUUGGGUCACUUCUCCACAACAAAGAUGGUAGGGUAUGGAAAGAUAUCAUAGACAGGUCAAAAAGAAUACCUUUGAAAGAGGUGAAGGAAAGGCUGAGAAUAAGUUAUGACAACUUAGAGCAUGAACAAAAGCAAAUAUUUCUUGACGUAGCAUGUUUCUUUAUUGACAUCGAUAAAACAAAACCAUUAUAUAUGUGGGAUGCCUGUGAAUAUUACCCACACUGGGCGCUUGGAGUCCUGUGUUCCAGGUCCUUGGUAAAGAUUUCGGACGGUGAUCGAAUAUGGAUGCAUGAUCAACUCAGGGACCUUGGUAGGGAUCUUGUUCGUGAGGAGAGUUUGAACGAUCCGAAAAAGCGUAGUAGGAUAUGGGCGCGAGAGGAAGCAAUGCAAGUUCUGAUGAGUAAAGAGGAAAAUGAGAACCCAGAGGGACUCAGGCUAAAUUACCAUGUGGAUGGAGACCGUUGGAGACUAAAGCGGAUUGGAUUAAUUGGAAGCUUAAAAAAAUUGAGAUUUCUUGACUUGGGAAUGGUGGUACUUCAGCAGGACUUCAAAGAUCGUCUUCCAAAUUUAAGAUGGCUUUGUUGGCGGCCGCGUGAUGGUAACAAGGGAAGGUCUGUCUCUAAGUUUUGUUUUCUCCCUGAUCCAUUUGGACAUGUGCCCGUUUUCAUUUCAAUGAAUUUAGUCAUUCUCGACUUCUCCUCAAGUCACAUCAGCGAAAAGUGGGAAGGAUGGAGCCAGUUGCAGAAUGCAAAGAACUUGAAAGUUAUUGAUCUCACAGAAGCUAUUUGUUUAGAGAGGACACCCAAUUUCCCUACUGGAAUGACUUUAGAAAGAUUGAUUCUUGCACGCUGCAAGUGUUUGGUUUCUAUUGACAGCUCCAUAGGCAAUCUAAGGUGCCUAAGGUACUUGAACCUUGAGCAAUGUGAUUCUCUUUGUGGAUUACCCGAAGAAUUUAGUCUCCUAGAAAACUUGACCGAGGUGGUUGUCACGAAAACAAGAAUUAAAUCUUUCGGCUUUCCGAAUUCCAUCCAUAAUUUAGUGCAGCUCAAGUGCGUCAAACUAAACAAUUUAGAACUGGGAAAUCUUGUCAACUCGCUUGAUGCGAUUGGGGAGUUGAAAUUACUGGUAGAAUUGGAUCUGGGAGGCACGAGAAUCGUUGAGCUGCCCCAAUCAAUUGGAGGACUGGAAAAUCUAAAGCUGCUUCUAAAGGGUUGUGAAGCACUAAAAGCACUUCCUGACUCAAUGGGUGGAUUGAAGUCACUAGUCAAACUAGAUUUAUCUGGGACCGAUAUAAUACAGUUGCCUGACUCUAUUGGGCGCCUGCAGAGUUUAGAAGAGGUUUAUUUGACACAGUGCAAACAGUUGAGACAGCUACCCGAAUCAUUAGGCGCAUUAGGGAAGCUCAAAAAGUUGGAAGCUCAAUCAGCUGAUCUUUUGAAGGGUCUUCCCUCAGAAAUGUCGGGUCUUUCCUCUUUGAUAUCCAUGGAUCUCUCACGAUCCAGAGUAUGUCAAUUACCCUCUUCCAUCAUUCAUCUCUCCCAUCUCCAAUCUCUCAGACUACAUGGUUGUUACAGGCUGGAAGAUGUGCCCGAUCUCCCGCCCAGUCUAACUCUGCUAGAUCUCAGAUCCAACUCCCCAAAAGAAGGUUGGCGUCUCUCCAAUCUGAUGAAAUUAACAAAUAUGAAAGUAGAAGGUCAUCUCUACUUAGACGGGAUUGGGAGCUUGCACCGUUUGACUGAGCUAGAGUUACGACUUUGGUCUAUCACCACCAUACCAAGUGAAUUUGGUUCCUUAUCUCAGCUCAAGAAACUUGUGUUAGAUUGCCCAAAAUUGAAGGAAGUCUCGCAGCUUCCUCCUAAUUUAGAGGAGAUGGUUCUUGACCAAACUAGCAUUGAUAUAGAUUUGCCCAAUUUCCAGCUUGAAGAAUUUAUACAGUUUACAAGUUGUCAACUGCUCGAAUGACUGGGCUCUUAGAAGACUCAAUGAUCUGCA
This is a messenger RNA of Punica granatum (pomegranate), 3607 nucleotides long. The record is from RefSeq and is a predicted model, not a curated record. Lineage: Eukaryota; Viridiplantae; Streptophyta; Magnoliopsida; Myrtales; Lythraceae.